Messenger RNA from Polypterus senegalus (gray bichir), 1066 nucleotides. RefSeq names its product dynactin 5 (gene dctn5). NCBI's taxonomy places the organism in Eukaryota, Metazoa, Chordata, Cladistia, Polypteriformes, Polypteridae. The record is from RefSeq and is a predicted model, not a curated record. The transcript is spliced from 6 exons. The coding region runs from base 87 to 635 and encodes 182 amino acids.
CUUCCUGGGCGUGAUCGGAUGUACUCGCUGUGCGGUGUGUUGUUUUCGUCUUCACUUCCUAAGGCCGGCGCCCUUUGGAAAAAAGGAUGGAGUUGUGCGAAAUACUGUACAACAAGGCUGAGUACAUAGAAACGGCUUCUGGUAAUAAAGUGAGCCGACAGUCUGUGCUAUGUGGAAGCCAAAACAUCGUGCUCAAUGGCAAAACAAUUGUUAUGAAUGACUGCAUAAUUCGGGGAGACCUUGCUAAUGUCCGUGUGGGACGGCAUUGUGUCAUCAAGAGUCGAAGUGUCAUUAGGCCUCCGUUCAAAAAAUUCAGUAAAGGAGUAGCAUUCUUUCCUCUUCACAUUGGAGACCAUGUGUUUAUUGAAGAAGACUGUGUGGUUAAUGCAGCGCAGAUAGGAUCAUAUGUCCACAUAGGAAAAAAUUGUGUUAUUGGUCGACGAUGUGUUCUCAAAGACUGCUGCAAGAUUCUUGACAACACAGUCCUGCCUCCUGAGACAGUUGUUCCACCUUUCACUCUGUUCUCUGGCUGUCCGGGUUUGUUCUCUGGAGAACUCCCAGAAUGCACACAGGAGCUAAUGAUUGAUGUCACAAAGAGCUACUAUCAAAAAUUUUUACCCUUGAGCCAGAUUUAAAAUGUAACAAGAGAAGAGGACUUAAUAAUUAGUGGGGUGAUCCUGGAUUGCCCAGAGGAGACCCAUUUAUUGGAGGCGAGAGAUGCCUGAAUUCCUGUCUGUCCCAGCCCCAUUGUGGAUGAGACUGGUCAGUGUGGCAGAUCAAGGUGCUCAGCUGUAUGUGUGGGUAGGGAUGAGAAUAAAAAAAGUUCUAAAUUUGUUCUAGGUAUCCAGUCCUAUUUAAAAAGCAUACCAUUCCAUCUUGAGUACUUUGUCUAAUUAAGCGUUUUAUUUAUUGUUUAUCAAGCAAAGCUAAGAUUACUCCCUAUUAGUAUCUUGUGUUAUGUGUUCUUAUUUCCAUUUAUGAAACAUGUGUACAAGCCAUCCAUGAAGUUGAAAAAGUUGGUAAGAAAUGGAUUAAUAAAGUGAAGUAUUCUGUGUGUAUCAGAAAA